Molecule: messenger RNA, 735 nt
Organism: Triticum turgidum subsp. durum (durum wheat)
Lineage: Eukaryota; Viridiplantae; Streptophyta; Magnoliopsida; Poales; Poaceae
Source: the annotation of a GenBank genome assembly
AUGUCUGAAGGAACUUUACAAGAGAAGCUAAGAGAAAAAUCCCCCAACUCUGUACCUUUAACAUGGCGCCAAAGAUUAAGGAUCUCGCUCGACUCUGCCCAAGGCCUUGAGUACCUGCACAAGGCGUGCACGCCGCCGCUGAUCCACAGGGACGUGAAGGCGGCCAACAUACUCCUGAACGGGAGCAACCUGGAGGCCAAGAUCGCCGACUUCGGCCUGUCCAAGGCCUUCAACAACGACCUCCAGUCCCAUGUCUCCACGCGAGUAGUGGGAACCCCCGGAUAUCUCGACCCCGAGUACUACACUUCGUUCCAGCUCAGCGAGAAGAGCGACGUGUACAGCUUCGGGAUCGUGCUGCUGGAGGUGGUCACGGGCCAGCCCCCGAUCCUCCCGGAGAGCGUGCACAUCGUGCAGUGGGCGCGGCAGAGGCUCGCCAAGGGCGACAUCGAGAGCGUCGUGGACGACAACAUGCAGGGGCGGUACGACCUCAACUCCGUCUGGAAGGUCGCCGACCUGGCCCUGAGGUGCACGGAGCAGGCGGCCAGCCAGAGGCCCGCCAUGGCCGACGUCGUCGUCCAGCUCAAGGAGAGCUUGGAGCUGGAAGAAGGCUGCGAGAGGGUGCACGGUUCGUACGCCGGAAGUGGCGACGGGUAUGGGGAAAACAGUGACACUGCAAGCCAGAGUACGCAGAGUGGGAGGGUGCUAGAUCUGGUGAGUGGCCCCGCAGCUAGAUAA